Molecule: messenger RNA, 759 nt
Organism: Lactuca virosa
Lineage: Eukaryota; Viridiplantae; Streptophyta; Magnoliopsida; Asterales; Asteraceae
Source: the annotation of a GenBank genome assembly
AGAGUACCCGCCCCAGAAAAAAACAAGUAGAUUGUCAAGUAGUUAACUGAUGCUGGAUUACUGUUCUCGUCAUCAACUUUUGCCACGCACUACUCCUGUUUCAGAGAAAAAUGAUGAGAGCUGCGUGUUUCAUUCUGCUAUGUGCCCUAAUCUCAACAUCAUCUCAAGCAAGAUCAAGUAUCAAAACACCACUACCAAACCCUGAUUUUAAGAUCGACUCUGCUAAUCAUCAGAACGAAGGAACUUGUUCGUUCACUGUAAGGCUUGUAACAAGCUGUUCUUCCGUUUCGUAUACCAGAGAUCAAAUCAGUAUCUCCUUUGGCGAUGCCUACGGCAAUCAGGUUUAUGCACCCAGACUGGAUGAUCCAUCGACGAGGACGUUUGAGCGGUGUUCGGCCGAUACAUUCGAGGUAUACGGUCCGUGUACGAAUCAGAUAUGUUACGUGUACUUGUACAGAAGCGGUUACGACGGGUGGUUGCCGGAGAGAGUAGAGGUGUACGGGUACAAUACGAAGGCGGUUUCUUUUGAUUAUAACGAUUGGAUUCCGGCGGAGAUGUGGUAUGGGUUCGAUUACUGUUCGCCCUAUGCAGUUGAUGAUGUUGUUCGUUCGUCAAAAGCAGCAAUGAAGUGAUAAAUCAGGGGAAGUUGGCGGUGUAGAUUUUGAUCUUUUUCUUUCCACUUUGUGUUUUUUUGAUGAAUAAAACGAGGCGACUUGUAGAACCACUUGUUAUAGAUGAAUGGAUAAUGGCAUCUGUUCA